This is a messenger RNA of Amoebophrya sp. A120, 4049 nucleotides long. Lineage: Eukaryota; Dinophyceae; Syndiniales; Amoebophryaceae. The record is from the annotation of a GenBank genome assembly.
GUUGGACCUCGACCUGGAACCCGAAUAGAAAGUACAGGUCGCACUGCUGUAUCUAUGUGUGCGCAACAAGUGUAAGUAAAAGAAACUAUCGUGCUUCAGAUUCCGCGUUCAUGUCGUUGUUGCUCUUGCAAAACGGUAGAUAUCAUCGUCGUUCUUUGUUCUCGUCGGGCCGGAGCACCGGUCGAGCUUUCGCGGACUGCAAGUGCAAGUGUAGCAGAAGCGUACCAAAAUAAAGUCGGGCCAGCACCAGCACCGCUUGCAUGAGCAGUCCGGACCUGCUUCGCUGCACGCGGACUGGGUCCAGCAGUUGCGAGAGCAGUGUCCCGUCGUCUCGCCGGGGGCAGGAGCGCAGAUCGCCUCCAGGAUCAUCUUCGUACAGAAGAAACGGAGCCGUCGGUAGACCUCGACAGGCCUCGCGUUCCAACGCCGCGGCCACGAGGGCCGCAGGACCGCCUUCCUCGAAUUUGUUUAGCCGCCGGAGCAAUUAUGAGAUGAGCAACACGCUGACACACGACCAAGACCGGUCCCGGUCGUACCUUUCCGACGAGGAUACUUCCUCUUCUUCCAGCGAAAACUCUAGCAGCGAAGACAGCGAUGCCGUCGAGGAAUGGAAGUGCGCCAGUGAAUCCAGUUGGAUUACAACCGACUAUUCGUCCAAGGAGUCAUCCUCCGGAAAGUACAAACGCGUUCCGGACAAGACGCACAAAAGACACUGGCUCUUGGCGGCGGUCACCUUGGUUUUUUUUUGUGGUGCUGCCAGUUUUGGCUACUGCUACGCCUACCACAGAGAAACGCUUGUAAAGUGGCUGCCCUUCGUCCGAAGCCUACCGUUCUUCGUACCUGCGGGCGGAGCAAACGGCAGCAACGGUGCAGCGAUCACGCCAAGGUCUUCCAAUGGCAGCGGAGGUGGUGAUGGGUCCGACCACCGAGGUACAACUUCUAAGGAUAUAGUGCUAGCAACAUCAGUCUUGCAGCCGGGGAAAGAUAACGAUCAGGCAAGCGAGGCCGCAGCACCAGAGCACGAACAAGGCGGUAGUGCUGGUGAGCGAUCUUUAUUACCGCCGGGGCGUGGGCGGCCCACGAACCCGCCGAAUGUUCCACAUUCGGACUCGCACUCUUCCUUCGCUGCGACCGAUGCGUCUUUCAAUCCUGCUACUGGUCUGCAAACGGAAAUAAAUGCCAGUACCGAGGAAAACGAAACUGAAGCUCCUGUUCUGGCAACCUCGACGUCGUCAUUGGCCUCUGGCACGUCGCUCGGUGCCGGUAGCGUGACGGGGAGCCCGGGCACUGCAGGGCUACUCGCUGCGGGCGAGAGUAGCCCUAGUGCUGGGCGAAUAUCAUCCUCCGCACCUGUUCCGAACAUCAGGACGAGUCUGAGUCCUGAGGAAGUCGACGCGAAAGAUAUCGCCUUGCUACGGUCGGCAGUGGGUGUUGAGAGUUCCGGCGGCGCAGCCGACAAUGCAUCAUUUCCUAGCCAGCACACCGGCGGUGCUGCGAACGGUGCAGUGGGUGCCGGCGCAACGCGGGGCUUGCCACCAGACCACCCGGGUUCCUCACCGAUCGGGAAAAAAGAUCCCUCAACCUACACCUCUCCGGGGGCAGUGCAAAGCCAAAGGACCGACGUCAGGGGUGAUGAUGUACUAGACGAAGGAGCUUCAUCGCGCAACAAGGGCGCGCAAAGCGCCCUUGCAUUGGCGGUGGGUGAAGCUGCGACGACCGCUCUUCCCGAGCGGAAAACAAGCACCAACAGCUUGCUGCGCGCACUAAUCGCGUCCCCAAAAUCAGUAGCGGUUUCUAUUCUCAAGAAGACACCGCUAGCAGGAUCACUGCCGGCAAGCGAUGACGCCGACGCAGCUCGCAACCAAGACGAUGAGGAAGGUACUUGAGUCGUGUAAGUUACUUGUACUGAUAAGGGAGCAGCUGCUCAGGGACAGCAACUACCAGCAGCUCCAGUAGUACCAGUUUUUUUUCUUUUGGAAAUAUGUGUUUUUCUGUUCCGAUUGAUUAUAUAGGGCACCGACACGAGAAGUCCAUCACCAGUCCUUACUUUGCCCUUUCUACACUAAAAGCUCUGCAUCACAAUAAAAUGAACAUACUAGAUUCCGAAGUGGAGGGACUCCAAAAGAGGAUUGCGGAAGUAGAAGCAGAAAUGCACGAGUUGCGCCGCGAUCGAGAGCAGGCACGUCAUCGGCUUCCGAAGGGUCGCGGAUUGUACUACGUGAAGCCCGGCCCUGGAAGACCGCUCGGUAUGCUACUUUGUCAUAUCCUGCAUAGGCCUAAAGCACUGUCACGUGUACUUGGAGAUACAUAUGCUAGACAAUAAUAUCCCGCUCGGCGGACUGCAUGUUUGGAAACAAAGCACACACACAUACUAUUUCACUUUUUCCUUUUCAUUGCAGGCUCGCUCCACAUCCAAGCCGAUAAGGACUCUGUACUUUUGGCCGGCGACUGUGAAAUUGAAGCCGCGGUUGAGAGACAGGAGAACUGGAUCGCGAGCCAACGAAAGAUGGACCAGUUGCCGAUCGUGGGAACGCUGCGCAGCUACUACCCCCCUAACGUCAUAUGCAGGAAACGAAGUCCGACCGCUUCCUCGAGCGCCCUCUCGUCCUCGGCCGAGGACCUCGAACCGCUAGACGAGCGUGCUUUGGCUACCUCGACGAACAUGGACGAGUUGACGAUGCAGCGUCCCCGGCGCCUGGCGGAGAAAAAGAAGAGCAAAAUUGCACGGGAGCAAAAAGAAAUGGCAGUGCGGCAGUCUUCACAAAACGAGGAUGGUAACGCUAUAAAAACAAUGGCGGACGACGACCACGUCGAUGAGGAUGCACCGCACCGGCCGCUUCACGACCCCGAAGUAGAACUAGGAGAAGGAACACCUACCGCGGGAAAGGCAGUAGAUGAUGGUGCCCAGGCGGCGGCGACUCCUCCGGGUCACGACGCAAUAAUCGAUUCGCCACACCGAAGCGGAGAUGGUUCAGCCAGCUCCUCGUCCAGGAGCCCAACUUCUUUCCCUGCAACCUCUCAUCAUGCUCAAACAGAGUCUGAUCAUCAUGGAAAAAGUACUAGCACAACUGUGACUCUUUCUUCCAUCGUGCCCCAGCGACCUCAGGCCAAUGCUCUUGCGGCCUUGCCAAUGUCGCGCGUUGACCAGUUGAAGCUUAAGCUGCAGGACCGAGAGCGUCGACUCGUUGAGAUGAAGAAUGCCAAGGAGCGCGGCUGGGAUCGUCAGGGCCAAGCACCGCCAGGAAUCGGCUUCUGGAAAACUGCGAACUGAUUUGCAAGUGAGGCAAGCGGAUAUGUAUAAAGGCAGAUGUUGUUUUCGUUUUGCAACAAAAAGGAGCAAACUACGUCAGCUGUGCUUGUGAAGGUCGUGAGACACAGCCCGCCACUGCGUCUGCUACAAACUCAUGUGGCCGGUAUCUUGAGAUUGAGAUUGCCGUUGGCGGCCAAAUCUCGUACGCAAUUAAUGUGUCACGACCUUGAAAUUACUUCUGCAUACUGUUGAAGCCCAGAGAAUACAAGAAAUGCCACAAAGACAAAGGCUACCCAUGCCAAUCCGCACAAAGACCGAGAGAACACAGAAAAUUCUAUUUUUUGAGGCUGCCCGUGCCCCGUUUCGCUUCUUUUGCACGACAUGCUUGUUUCUUAUCUACAUUUCCCAAUUUUGUCUGAUAUACUCCAAAGCAAAUCCCUCCAAUAGCGAUUGAGAGUCCACCAAUCGCAGAUCUUGGCAUGUUUCCCAUUUACUCGAUGGAAGAAACAUGGAUGCAAAUUUUAGUUUUCUAUGCAGGAAAUGUUACAUCUCUUAGCGCCGAGGAAAAUAACUGCAGACCUUUAAAACUCCAUUGCCUGACGAAAGAAAAACAAAAUGUGUUGCUCGUGUCUGCAAACCGCUUUAAAAAAGACACAAAUACAGCGAAAUCUAAUGGGCGAACAAUGUGUGAUUGUAUUUGUUGAUAAAGAAGCAUGACUGACCACUGUCAUUGAAUACAGGACGAACGCAGAUAAGUGUGUUUCUAUCGAUAGGUAUAUGUAAAAUAGGCAAAGCUGUA